Molecule: messenger RNA, 2031 nt
Organism: Pelagomonas calceolata
Lineage: Eukaryota; Pelagophyceae; Pelagomonadales; Pelagomonadaceae
Source: the annotation of a GenBank genome assembly
CGUUUUUGCCGUGUGAAGCUCCUGCGCUGCUGUCAGCGCGUAGAGCGCCCCAGAACUUUGCGCGAGGGCAACGACACACGACUCUUGCCGCAGCGAGCGAGCGCGCUGAGAACGCCGUCUAGCCGUCGUCGCGCGGCACGCACAAACCAGAAGCAGCCGUUUGCAACGAUGGUGAAGAAGCAGGGCUCCAAGACCACGGGCGGCACGCCGCCGAAGAAGAAGUUCGGCAAAAAAGCGGCGCCCGACACUUACGAGGCCGACAAGAAGGUGAUAGAGACGUUCUGCAAGCGGCGCGAGAACCGCGGGCUGGGCCAGAAAGACCUAGCGAGGAGGGCGUGCGAAAAAUUGGGUUUCAACGCCAUGUCGUUCAGCGCCGUGGAGGGCUACAUUAAAAAUGCGAAGCUGGUGUCCGCCGCGGCCAAGGCCGCAAACAAGAAGGCCAAAAUGCCGGCACACGCCAAAAUCGACCUGAAAACGGUGACGGUCAAGGAGAUGGUUAAGGAGGAGGACGGCUACGCCGUGCCGACCUACCCUUUAACUUUGACAUCCGAUAGCUCGACGAACAAGCACCCCAACAGCGCGCCGCUGCGCGGCGAACCGGUGCGGAUCGUCGGCGAGGGCAAGGCGGCCGUAGACGAUGCGCUAGAGAAGGCGUUCGACCGGAACCGCGUCAUAUUGAGCUACGUCGGCGACCACGGCGCCGAGUUCGCGGCGCUACUAGAAGACCUCGAGGAGAGCGAUCCGGAGCGCUACGAGCGGCUCGUCGCCAUAAAAGAAAAGUAUGACGACGUGCCAAGCUUCCGGUUCGAGACCGGCCGGCACGCCUCCGGCAUCCCGGGCGUCCAUCGCAUGAAACGCAAGGGCCAGCCCGACCGCCUCGUCAUCAUCAUCAAAGGUUCUCCUUUCGAGGGCGAUAGCGAGGACGACACGCCCGAGGGCCGCAAAAUAAUCGAGGCGAAGGUCGCGGGGAGCUACUCGAGGACGCUGGAGCGGGCCCCGGUGCUCGCCAAGGCCGAAGAAGCCCUCCAGAACGGCGCGACCGAGGAGUCGCUCGUCGCCGAGAGCGACUUGUCCUUGGUGCCGGGCGCGGAGCCGGGCGCGGCGCGGGCGUCGCGGGGCCGGGCCACGGAGCGGGCGCCGCGGGCGUCGGCGCCCAGGAAGCGGGCGGCGUCGGCGCCGGCGCCCACGACCAAACGGCCGAAGAGAGACGAGAUGGACCGGCUGGCCCAGUUGGCGUUGCGCCGGGUGCAUGCUGCUGCGGCGGCUGCGCGGCGCAAAGGCGUCGCGAUCGCGUUUACGGACGAGACCAUGCGCGCGUUCGAAAGAUUAUGCACGGCGUCCUCCAAGAAGACGCCGCCGACCGACCGGCCGACGGUCGAGAGUUACAAGGACGUGAUUCAGCCGCUGCAGGAGGCUUUAGAUGAGCUGUGGGACGCGCUGGACAUCGACUCGGAGUCAGUGAUGCUCUGGGGGCCGUGCCCGCCGACGGAGUGCCUCGGCCAGGCGCCGGAGACGAAGCCCAUGAUGGGCACCGCGUGGAACGCGGUCAUGGCGGGCGGCUGGGCGGGGGGCGUCAACGAUGCGUCGGAACACGACUCCUUCGUCGCGGCCCUCGACGGCCACUGCCGGGACCGCGGGCUACUGAAGCAUUUCCUAGAAAGGCGCUACGGGGCCGUGCUCACGCCGUAUCAGUACGCCGAGCUCGCGCCGGCGUGGUGCGUCGACGUCGCCAUCGACUUCAAUGAUAGAGAGAUGUCGGUGCCGGUGCUGGAGGGCGUCUUCCUGCGGCCCAAGGCGCUCGCGAAUCGCUGGCGCCACGGGAUGCGCCGGUCCGAGUGGGUCCGGUACAUGGGCGCUGGUCGCGUGGACGCUAUCGUCGCGCGCUACUCCGCGGCGACGAACCUGCUGCGCGCCGACGAGCACGCGGGCUUCGCCUAGUCCGUCCCGGGACGUUGCCGACCGCUGCCGCCAAGCCUGGUAGCGCUGUCCUUAAGAAGCUGUUACGUAACUCGCGAGUCUAUCUACGGGGAG